Molecule: messenger RNA, 858 nt
Organism: Aspergillus heteromorphus CBS 117.55
Lineage: Eukaryota; Fungi; Ascomycota; Eurotiomycetes; Eurotiales; Aspergillaceae
Product: ORMDL family protein
Exons: 3
Coding region: 134-673 (179 amino acids)
Biological process (GO): negative regulation of ceramide biosynthetic process; ceramide metabolic process; intracellular sphingolipid homeostasis
Cellular component (GO): endoplasmic reticulum membrane
Source: RefSeq, a predicted model, not a curated record
CUAUCGAUCCCUCCCCCCCCCCUCCCCCGUCCGAUUCAACACCGCCAAAGUGUCUUCCCUACUCGCCCCCCGUGCCAUCUCCUUCCCCCCGGAGGUCGACGCUGCGUCGCGCCGGUUGGCUCCGGACUCCAGCAUGGCUCAAAGCAAGGCUGGUCGGAGGAGACGCUCCAGCAGCAUCAUCUACCAGGAACCUGCCGAAUCCAUUGAACACACCAGCGACCAGGCGGCUUUGCCCAAUCUGAAUGCGAACUGGGUCAACGCCAAGGGAGCCUGGACCAUCCAUUUCGUGCUCAUCGUGGCCCUCAAGAUCCUCUACGACAUCAUCCCCGGUCUCUCGCAGGAGACCUCCUGGACCCUCACCAACAUCAGCUACAUGUUCGGCUCGUUCCUCAUGUUCCACUGGGUGCGGGGCAUUCCCUUUGAGUUCAACGCCGGCGCGUACGACAACCUCAACAUGUGGGAACAGAUCGACAACGGCGACCAGUACACGCCCACCAAGAAGUUCCUCCUCUGCGUGCCCAUCUGCCUCUUCCUCCUCAGCACGCAUUAUACCCACUACGACCUGACGUAUUUCACCAUCAACUUCCUCGCGACCCUGGGCGUGGUGAUCCCGAAAUUGCCGUUUUCGCACCGUCUGCGAAUAGGUUUCUUCUCAGAUAUACCAGAGGAGUAGCCGCUCUUUCCUCUCUCUCUCCCUCUCUCUCUCUCUAUCUCUCCCUCCUUUUUUGGCCUGUCUCAUUUACUUGCUCUUAUUCCCUUAUCUUACACUCUGUGUUUCGCGUCCUCUACACUACUUAUCGUUCUUGAUAAUAUUCUCCGCUUGGCGUUGUCUCAUUCCCCACCCCCCGUCUCGCUUCU